Messenger RNA from Papaver somniferum (opium poppy), 1389 nucleotides. RefSeq names its product protein pleiotropic regulator PRL2-like. Lineage: Eukaryota; Viridiplantae; Streptophyta; Magnoliopsida; Ranunculales; Papaveraceae. Gene Ontology annotation, cellular component: precatalytic spliceosome; catalytic step 2 spliceosome; Prp19 complex. The record is from RefSeq and is a predicted model, not a curated record. The transcript is spliced from 8 exons. Gene Ontology annotation, biological process: mRNA splicing, via spliceosome. The coding region runs from base 810 to 1259 and encodes 149 amino acids. Gene Ontology annotation, molecular function: protein binding.
UCAAAAUCUUUCAUUCGUAAUCAGAAAACUCGAUCUAUUCUCUAAUAUUUUAAAAAAUUCCUAAACCUAGAAAAUCAAUUUUGUUCCUAAAAACCAAAAUCAAUUCAUUUAAUAGCUGAUGGGUUUGUUGAUUAUCAUCAGUUCCUAUGGCCAUUCAUAUGAGUCGCAAUAUCCUCUGAAAUGGUAACAGCUACCAGGAUGUUUCUUUAGAAGAUGCUUACGAAAUAUGGUAUCCCAAGGCAGCAACAUCAUGUGGAUUUUGCAAGAAUAUGGGAGGCUUGUGUACCACUGAAGAGGGACUGGUGGUGUCUCAACCAAUAAGAUUCAAUCGCUCUUGCACACCUCUACAGCAAGCCACUAUCAAAAAUAUUCGUUGGGGAAAUGGAUAACCAGGUUAAAGGGUUUAUGAGCAACGACUUUCGAGAACUUGCUUUUUUUAAAUUUUUGGUUUUCACAUAUAGGGGGAGCUAACGUUUAUGCAGAUUUCUUAGCUAAAUAAUGAAGCAAAUAGUUCAGCGCCUCCCUGAUAGGAUCCCCCAGCUGCAAUACAUACUGCAAUGUGGCAUUUCAUGAUCGACAAUGACACUUGCCUUAUUCUGAACGAAAAUGUUUCUUUUUAGGUAUGACAAGCGGAAGUAUGAUCUAAUUUUAAAGCAUGAGUAAGGAGUACCCAUAUGUUUACAAAAAGUCUGGAAACAAAUGAUAUCGUGCUGGAUGGAAACUGGUCCUAUAGUUCGCAAAGAAAGAUGCUUCUUGAAACAACUUGAAACCAAACAGGUGUUCCAUCUAGAAACACAUCAGGAGCACUCAUGUCUGCUCCAGGCUCAUCAGAAAGGAAUCAAUCUACUUCCGCCCUCAUGGAAAGGAUCCCUAGCAAAUGGCCACGUCCAGAAUUGCAUGCUCCAUGGAGGAAUUACAGAGUCAUAAGUGGUCAUUUGGGGUGGGUGAGAUCUAUUGCAUUUGACCCUAGCAAUUCGUGGUUUUGUACCGGCUCUGCAGAUCAUACAAUAAAGAUAUGGGACCUAGGAUCUGGAAGGCUAAAGCUCACGUUAACAGGACAUAUCGAGCAAGUUAGGGGUAUUUAUUUGGCUGAGAUGAAAUCUGGUAGUGACAGGACAGAAGCUGCUGAGAGUACGUUGUGGGCUUACAAGUCUACUCAGAUGUACGCAGUCGAUGAGGAGAUGCCCAGCCAUUAUGGAAGGCAAUUGCGGGUCAUGUUUCCAUAUAAGGUGCCAAUAGUACCCUCAGAUUCUGAUUGAUCUGCCAUUAACACAUUGAAUUUUACCAUUAACUUCAACUUCUACCUCAUUUCAGGCCUCAACUUAAAUUUUAGAUUAACAUUUUUUACGAAGUAAGUGUUCUGUUGCGAUUUUUUUUUAUUUCAUAUGU